UCUGUAGUAUAACGUCAGUCGUGUGUAAUGUGUAUCUAUAGUUUCCUUCUGUUUUGAAACCCAAGCAAGCUAAGUGAUUUAGUUCCUUUAGCAAUUAAAAAGGUUUUAAGGUGAAUAAAGUGUGAAUCUUCAGUUUCAAGAAGAUGGAAAAGAGGAUUGCUUUGGAACUAAGGGGAAGAAAUCCCUCACAGAUUAAAGAGCUCAAUUUGGAUAAUUGUAGAAGCACCAACAUAGUUGGCCUUUCAGAUGAAUACACCAACCUCGAAAUUUUAAGUCUUAAUAAUGUUGGACUCACAACUCUUAAAGGAUUCCCCACUUUGCCCAAACUACGAAAGUUAGAACUUUCAGACAACAGAAUAUCAAAUGGAUUAAACUUCCUCAAUGGAUGCAAGAAAUUAACACACCUAAACUUAUCAGGAAAUAAGAUAAGAGAUUUAGACACACUGAAACCCCUGCAAGAGUUUGAAAAUUUGAGGAACUUAGAUCUUUUCUACAAUGAUGUUACAAAUAUAGAAGAUUACAAAAUUAAGGUGUUUGCAUUACACCCAUCAUUAAAAUACUUGGAUGGGUUUGAUAAAGAUGAUAGAGAAGGGGAAGACAGUGAUGCAGAAGAGGAAGAUGGAGAAGAAAUGAAUGGAAACAAUGAUAGUGAUGACGAAGAUCUGGACAUAGACUUGGGUCCUCUAGUGAUUGAUGAUGAAAGUUUAUCAGAGAGGUUGCCCGAGGAGUCGCCUAGUCUUCUGGUCUCAUUGUAUACUGUUUAUGGUCUCCUAUUCCACAUGGGUUAUCUUUUAAGAAACGUGGAUGAUGAGGACGUAUCUCUUAGUGCAGUCUACAAUGCAAAUCUAGAGGAAGAGAGCUCCGCAAGUUCCUUAUAUGUCGGCAGCGACGUAGAGGAGGAGGAGGAUGAUGACGACGACGAGGACGGCGAUAACGACGCCGACGCAGACGGAGACCACAACUCUAAGGCCCAAGAUGGAGAGGACAAUACCCAUGAAGAGAGCACUCGAGGUAAAAAGCGAAAACAUGAAGAUGAAGAUGACAAUUGAGAGUUGCCUUAAGCGGAGUUAUCUUACUAGUUUGUAAGUGUACAGCACUCCGAAGCAUCGGACAAUAAACCUGAUCAUAGUUACGGUGUACUGAAAUCAUCCCAUGAGCAAGUCAUAACAUAUUAGAUGGAAACUAUCACCCAGCAUGGUGUAUCCGACUGCUCAGUGUCAAUAACUGUAAAGGGGUCCAUUGCGCGACAAGAACAAUUAAAAAGAAAUCUUCAUCACGAAUGGUGGUAUCUUUUGUGUGAAAUCUGUAGUUUGUUGUCCGAAAGUUGAUAUUUCAAUUAAAUUGUUUAUGUAAUAACUAUUUUUUAUUCUAUUGACAUGCUUAUUUUAGUCUAAUCAUUGAAAUGCAAGUGCAUGAUUUUAGAUUUAAAUUAGCUCUCGGGAAUUCUUAAAUACAAUGUAAUUGAUUAGCUUUAAGUGAUAGGAAGUUGAAUAAACUUGCAAGGCGGUCAACAUACCUUUGUAAUUCUGUUUUCAAUGCUGAUGUAAGGUGUUCCGCCUGAUUGUUGAUAUGACCAACUAUUAGACUGGUUGAGACAUAUUUAAAAAGUUAUAAAUCCAAUUGCAUUGGUAAUUUAUUUACAUAUUUACCUACAAACCCGGUCUAUUAUUAAAACUUGAUAUCUAUAAACAUUGUUUAGUAUUACUUACAAAAGUUGUCUUUCAUUAUUAAAUGCAGUAUUUAAUAGAGUUCACUGUCAGUGUUAUGUGAUCCAAAACAUGAAUACAAUAAAUAUAGUCAAUUGCUUCAUACAUAGCUUCUAAAUCAUGUUUUGUACAUUUAUAUGAACUAAAUGUAUUUGCGCUUCUACAUACUAAUUGAAACACGCGUAUGUCAACCAAAACAUGAGAUGUGAUGAAAUUUUACUUUAUAAAUCUAAGGGACAUUUGUAAAUUGAGUACAUAGGUCGGAUAACUUUGUAAUAUCAUUUAACGUCUCAAAAACUUGUGGCAGAGUGCGAUAAAAAUAGAGAAAAGAUGUUGUUGUCGUUUUCAAAUUUUUAUAUAAAAAAAAUCUAUAUUACAUUUGAAAAUUAUAAAGUAAAUUUAUAUAAACGUGUUAUUGAUCAAAGUUGUUUUAUAUAUACACACAACAGGUACUACAUCCUUCAUUAAAUUCAAAAAGAAACAAGGCAUAAUACACAAUUGAUAUAUAUGAGUUUGCAUUUGAGAAUAGAAUACAUUUCCUAACGUUAGUAACUGCACUUCUUUUAAUUCUUAAUUACAACCAGCUAUAAAGCUUAUGGCGCAGUCUGCCGUGAGUUUUUGUGUAUAAUAAAUAUAUUAGAUACUACGACAUCGGUUUACCCCUUAAAUUUAUCGUAAUAAAUAUGUAAAAUAAUUUGAUUAAAUUAGAUGAAAUUCUUUGAUAUCUGACGAUUUCAGAGAAUAUUUUUCUACAAUCUUUUUAAAUUUUAAAAGAGCAAUUUAUGCACUAAGUAUAUCAAU
This is a messenger RNA of Vanessa atalanta (red admiral), 2507 nucleotides long. RefSeq names its product acidic leucine-rich nuclear phosphoprotein 32 family member A (gene Mapmodulin). NCBI's taxonomy places the organism in Eukaryota, Metazoa, Arthropoda, Insecta, Lepidoptera, Nymphalidae. Gene Ontology annotation, molecular function: histone binding. The transcript is spliced from 7 exons. The record is from RefSeq and is a predicted model, not a curated record. Gene Ontology annotation, cellular component: nucleus. Bases 144 to 1049 code for a protein of 301 amino acids.